This is a messenger RNA of Rotaria sordida, 4194 nucleotides long. Lineage: Eukaryota; Metazoa; Rotifera; Eurotatoria; Philodinida; Philodinidae. The record is from the annotation of a GenBank genome assembly.
AUGCUGCAUGAUUCGAGUGAUGACGACGAGAAUGGUGGAGCUGAUAUUGGACAACGAACGGUCUCUCAAAAUCGUCCAGUAGCUCCAUUAAAUCGAUCAGGAAUAAAUAAUAAAUCUGUUAAUGCAAAUAUUGUAUCACCACUAACAUCAACAAAAAGUGAACAUUCGUCAUCAAUAUCAAAAAAUUCUUCAAGUAAUUAUUAUUCUCCUCAAAUAAAUCCACAUCCAUCAUCAACAUCAUCAUCAACACCAACACCAACACAUCGUCAAUUACCAAAACUUCCAACAAAUUCCAAUAGAAUUUCUCCAUCAUUAUCAAUAGGUUCAUCAACAAAUACAAAUAAUUUAUAUGAUAUUCCUCAACCAUCAACUAUUAUUCAAACUGAUUCAACAAGUCUUAAAAGUGAUGAUUCAUCAAAUAUAUCUGAUGGACAUUUACAUCCAUCUCAACAACAUCAACAACAACAACAAUCUUCAAUAUAUAAUCAAGAUAAUAAAAAAGUUAAUCAACAAGAAAAUAUAUCGCGAAGUGUUGGAGGUAUAUCAAUAGAUCGUGUUCCAUCUCCAUCAACAUCAUUAAUAAGUGAUAAUGAACGUGAAGAAACUGAACGUGUUGAACGUGAAUUAGAAUUAAAACGUAAACGUUUACAAAUAUAUGUAUUUGUAUGUCGUUGUAUAUCAUGUCCAUUUAAUUCCAAACAAUCGUCAGAUAUGGCAAGAAAAUAUUUAAAAAUAAAUCUUUCUCAAUAUAAUCUUACUAAAGAAAGAUUUUUAGCUUUUUUAAAUGGAAAAACUCAUAUUGAAGCUGAUGAAGCUUUUAUAAAUGCUGUUCGAUCAUAUUAUGAAGUAUUUCUUAAAAGUGAACGUGUUGGUAAAUUAGUUCAAUCAGGUGGUUCUUGUUCAGAUGAUUUUCGUGAUGUUUUUCGUAUAAAUAUUGAAAAACGUGUACGAAGUUUACCUGAUAUUGAUUCACUUAAAAUAAGCAAAGAUACUGUUCUGGCAUUAUGGAUGUCGAAAUUUGAUGCCAUUUAUAGAGGUCAAGAUCAAGAUCAAGAUAAUGCAAAUAGUAGAAUAUCAAAAUCUAGUUAUAUGUCAACAUCAGCCGAAUUAAUUAUGUCCAAAGAACAAUUAUAUGAUAUGUUUCAAAAUAUAUUAUCGAUUAAAAAAUUUGAACAUCAAAUGAUUUUUAAUAGUGCUCAACUUGAUAAUAAUGAUGAACAAGCUGCAACAAUUCGACGUGAACUUGAUGGUCGAAUGAAACAAGCUGAAUCUUUACAACGACAACGUGGUUUAAUGCCAAAAUUUAUACAUAAAGAAAUGGAUUCAUUAUAUGUUGAUGAAUUAAAAAAAAGUAUAAAUGAUUUAAUGAGUAAUCUUGAAAGUUUACCUGUACGUGGAGGAUCGGAACAAAAAUUUUUAAGAUCAAAACGUAGUAAUAGUCAUAAUCGUCAUGGAAGUUCAUCAGGAAGUUCAUCUUUACUUUAUUCAUCAAAUAAAUCAUUAUAUAAUGAAUCAAAUUUUGAAGAUAAUGAUGCUGGUUUAUCAAAAUUAGCAUUUGUUUUAAAUUUUAAUGUUAAUAUAACAUGUAAAGAAGUACGUGGUUUAAAAUCAAUUCCAACAAAUCGUAUUGUUUAUUGUACAAUGGAAGUUGAAGGAGGAGAAAAAUAUCGAACUGAACAUGCUGAAGCUGGAAAACCUGUUUGGGAAUCUUUAGCUGAAUUUCCAACAAAUCAAAUUUUACCUAUUGUUAAAGUUAAACUUUUUAUGGAAAAUCCUGGUUUACUUAGUUUAGAUGAUAAUAAACUUGGAAAAUUAUCUUUACAAAUUGAUCCGACUUUUAAUAAAACAAAUUGGUGGAUUGAUAUGAUUAAAUGUAAAUAUACAUCAAAUGAACAAUUAAAAGUUAAAUUAGAUGUUAGAAUGGAAAAACCACAAAAUCUUAAAAUGUGUGGAUGGUGCUAUGCUAGAGGAAAAAAUGUAUGGAAAACAUGGAAACGACGAUAUUAUGCACUUGUUCAGGUAUCUCAAUAUUGUUUUGCAACAUGUAGUUAUCGUGAAAGAAAAUCCGAACCAACUGAAAUGAUGCCACUUGAAGGUUACACUGUUGAUUAUGCUGAACCUGAUAAUGGUUUAAUAAUGCAUGAUGGAAAAUAUUUUUUUAAAGCUGUACGUGAAGGUGAUGUUGUUACAUUUGCAACAAAUGAAGAAAAUGAACGACAUAGUUGGGUACAAGCAUUAUAUCGUGCUACUGGUCAAUCACAUAAACCAACACCACCAACAACACAAAUUAAUAAAUCAAAUUCAACAUCAGGACAAAAAGAUCUUUUAGAUUCUGAUCGUUCAAAAAAUCUUGGUUUUGAUGAAUAUAUACAAAGUGAUCCAUGUAAAUUUGAUCAUCAUGAUUUAUUUAAAGCAUUACAAACGGCAACAUUAGAUUUUCGACUUAAUGAUCCAUACUGUUCUUUGGGUUGGUUAAGUCCAGGACAAAGUUAUGUACUUGAAGAAUAUUGUUCUCGAUAUGGUGUUCGUGGUUGUUUAAGACAUCUUUAUUAUUUAAAUGAUUUACUUGAUAGAGCUGAACAAGGAUUUAUGAUUGAUCCUCAAUUACUUCAUUAUAGUUAUGUUUUUUGUACAUCUCAUGUAUCUGGAAAUCGACCUGAUAAUAAUGUUUCAACAAUAACUAUGGAAGAAAGAGAUCGAUUUAGUGAAAUAAAAGAACGAUUAAAACAAUUUCUUGAAAAUCAAGUUACUAAUUUUAGAUUUUCAUUUCCAUUUGGUCGACCCGAAGGUGCAUUAAAAGCAACAUUAAGUUUACUUGAACGUGUUCUUUCAAAAGAUAUCGCAACACCAAUAUCUCGUGAUGAUAUACGAAAUUUUAUUCGGAAAUGUCUUGAAAAUGCUGCAUAUACAAAUUAUACACGAGUUUCAGAUCAAGCCAAAAUUGAAGGAGAACGAGAAAUGCAGCAACAAAAUGAUAAUGAAAUGGUUUAUAAUCGUGAUGAUUCUCCAAGAAAAAAAAUCGAUGAUCUAAUACAUUUAGCUGAAUUAUGUAUUGAAUUAUUACAACAAGAUAGUGAACAUUAUCAAGAAGCAUUUAAACAAUAUAAUGAUUUAUUAAUUGAACAUGAAGAAAUUUUUUGGUCUUUAUUUGCUGUUGAUAUGGAACAUGUUAUUGAUCAACAACCUAUUGAAAGUUGGGAUUCAUUUCCAUUAUUUCAAUUAUUAAAUGAUUAUCUUCGUCAACAUGAUACAUUAUCAAAUGGUCGAUUUCAUCAACAAUUACGUGAUACAUUUGCUCCAUUAGUUAUUCGAUAUGUUGAUCUUAUGGAGUCAUGUAUUGCACAAUCAAUUCAUAAAGGUUUUGAAAAAGAAAAUUGGAAAUCAAAAACUCGAGGAUGUGCAACAAGUGAAGAUAUGCUAUGGAAAUUAGAUGCUUUACAAUGUUUUAUACGUGAUUUACAUUGGCCGGAUGCUAUUUUUGCUGAACAUUUAGAAAAAAGACUUAAACAAAUGGCAUCAGAUAUGAUUGAAGCUUGUGGAAAAAGAGUAUGUCGUCAUUUUGAAAAUUGGAUAAAAAAAGGUGGUCUUAUUGGUGGUACUAGUUCAGAUUAUUUAUUACCAUCUGAAUGUUGUGUUAUGGUUAAUGUUAUACUCGAUUGUAAAGCUCAAGCAUUAAAAUUAUGUGCCUUGCAUAGUGGUGAUCUUCAUCAAUAUCAUACACGUAUUGAUGAAUAUUUAGAAAAAAUUUUAAGUGAUAUGUCAAAAUCCUUAAUACAAAAAUUAGUUAGUGUACUUGAUUCGGUUUUUAAAAAAUUAUCACGUUAUGAUGAAGGAUCUUUUUUUGCUCAAAUACUUUCAUUAACAAAACCAAUAAAUGAAGAUGGUCAAUCAUAUGUAUCAUGUGUAAAUGCUAAUUUAGAACAAUUACGUCAAAGAAUAAGUGAUGAAAUAUUUACAUUAAAUAUUUUUGAAGAAUGGUAUAGACAACAAACUCAUUUUAUAUUUAUAUGGCUUGGAGAAAGAGCAGAAAUAAGUCUUCAUCCAUAUCAAUUAGCUUGUUUAUUAUUAAUUCUUAAAAAAACUCAUGGAAGUUUUGAAUUACAAGGUGUUCAAGAUAAAGAUCUUAAUUCUCAAGCAUAUUCAAGUAUUAUGCAAAGAUUACACUUUGAAGAAACAGCAAAUGCCGUUAAAUAA